AAGCAGUGCUCGUGCGUCAGUUCGCGCCGAGAUUUCGUCGAGUGAGGAGUGUUUCGCAAGCCUCGUGCGUUCUUCUCGUGAUUUUCAUUUCACGCUUGCUUCUUCGUUCUUGAUCGCGCUGAUCAAGCGAGAGUUACGACAGCCUCGCUCGAGUAACCGAAAUAAAGAAUCCGAAUAAAGAACGUGACGCGAUUUUGCGAAUCGACGUUCGCGGAAGUGACGUUUGAAUCGAACUCCCGAGCGGUAAGAACGCCUUGACAUUGACAGUCGGGAAGAGGGAAGGGUAAGAUGGACGAUUGUUGAUAUUUUCUACCUAUGAAACAGCACACAGGUAUAUGUCUUUCUAGAAUCGGAUAUCUGUUAUAAUAAUUCUCAUUUUAUUUGAUAUAAAUUGAGUUCGAAAUAUUACUGGUAAUAUAUUUCGAAAUUAGAAAAUUAUUCAAAUCUUUACUAAGAAGAAAUCUGUGUUUUUUAAAUUCAUGAAAAAAUCCUUGUAUGAAAUAUCUAUGCGAUAACAUAUGCAUACGAUAUUGUGUCCGUUAACGACUCACAAUUAUCGGUGUCAAUAACGUGUAAUAGUGUCACAAUCGUGUCCUCUGUUUCAAAACCAGAAACCUUUCGUCAUUUACGAUCGCGCAAUUUCAUAAGAGACACGAAAAAGAUCGCGUGGUUUAUUCCUGUAAUAAAGGACAAAGUAGUGCGGCUGCUGCAAUCCAGUGAAUGCUGAGUAAGAGGGCCCAGCAGUUAUGGAGCUGCAGGAGGGGCAGAGAAAGCUGUGAAUGUAAAACCGGUUGCAUUGAGAAGGAUCAAUAGAGGAAGAAAAGAGGAGGACGAGUCGACCUAAAGGAAGGCUUCGAUGGAUCUCGUUUGAAAGGCCAAGGCUGCCGCUCACGCCAAACUACGAGAGAAAGAAGGAGAGAAAAGAGAACGAACGAUAGAGAUCCGAAUAGAGAGAGAGAGAGAGAGAGAGAGAGAGAGAGAGAGAGAGAGAGCAAGAAAGAAAGAUGAACUAUCUGACACGUGCGCGAACUCUGAAGACUCGUAAGCUUGAGCGUCGCUGAAAGAGAGAAGGAGAAAGAGAGGCGAGAAAGCGAGAAAGAUAAAAGAAGGAUUUCUCCUUGGAUACGUGAACGUCUUAUUUCCGUAUUAACACAUCAUCAUCCCGGUCCGAGGAGAUAUCCCGAGGGUUCGUGGGGGUGAUGCUCUUGGCGAGCGCAAGUGAAGAGCCCCGGGCGGCCUUUUCUCCCUUAGUGCCCAUCAAGGGAGGACUUGGUCGGUGCCAGGUCGACCAGCAGUUGCGGCUGCAGCCGAGGAAGCGGCGGCCAGCGGGGGGAAGCGCCUCGUGGUGCACGGCGGUGCUCCUCUAACGGCGGCUAGGAGGGAGUUAUGGUGUCUCGCGCAUGCAAUGACUGUGGCUGCCGCAGCCGUGACACUGUGGCAUCGUGCCCACCUCUACAAGGCGCUCGCCUGCGUCGUCCUCGCCCUGAUCGCCGUCCAGUACCUGCUUAGCGGCGGCGUGCUCGAUCGUCGCUCCAUCGAGACCAUUUUCACGAUCAACGCGACUAGAUACGCGGAUCGCUCGUAUAGGACCCAUCCGCGCGGCCUCAUCAUAUACGGUCCGGCAACCGCGGUGCCGAACUUAAUAGGGGGUGGCAAUGUAUCCUCGACAACGAUACUCUCAAUACUGGCCAAGGGCCUAUCGAAUUCGUCCAGAUUCGAGCCCGUGCCGACUAGAAAUCUGGUCGGAGCCGCGCGAGAACUUCCGGUGGCGAACGCGACUAAUAAUACGACCAUGCCACGAUGUCCCCUCAUCCCACCGAAUUUGGUUGGACCGGUGGUUGUUAGUAAGUCACCGCCACCGUUGUCCGAGAUGGAGAGGUCAUUCAUGGAGGUGAAGGCGGGUGGCAGGGGUUGGCCGGCGGAUUGCAUCGCCAGGCAUCGCGUAGCCAUAAUCAUUCCAUUCCGCGACCGCCCACAGCAUCUGCAGACCCUUCUCUACAAUCUGCAUCCGAUUCUAUUGCGCCAGCAGAUCGAGUAUCAGAUCUUCGUGAUCGAACAGGAAGGUACCGGAGCCUUUAAUCGAGCAAUGCUUAUGAAUGUUGGCUACGUAGAGGCUCUAAAAGAAAGAACCUUUGACUGUUUCAUCUUUCAUGAUGUUGACCUACUUCCGGAGGACGAUAGAAAUUUGUACACCUGUCCCGAGCAGCCCAGACACAUGUCGGUCGCAGUGGACAAAUUUAAGUACAGAUUACCUUAUGCCGAUCUCUUUGGCGGUGUAUCCGCAAUGUCGCGCGAACACUUCCAAUUGGUGAAUGGCUUCAGCAAUGUUUUCUGGGGCUGGGGCGGCGAGGACGACGAUAUGGCGAAUCGCAUCAAGGCUCAUGGCCUGCAUAUCUCGCGUUAUCCGGCAAACGUUGCGCGCUAUAAGAUGCUCACGCACAAGAAGGAGAAGGCCAAUCCGAAGAGGUAUGAGUUCCUGAAAACAGGCAAAAAGAGGUUUUCCACUGACGGGCUAGCCAACCUGCAGUACGAGUUGAGUGAUAAGCGGAAGCCAAAAUUGUACACGUGGCUCUUGGUGAGACUGACGCCGCCACAGCCCAGCUGAUGGCUACCCUGGCUCGGUUGAAGGCUCCUACGCGCCAAGUUUACCCCUAGUAGCAAGAUCAAUACGAUCGUGUUGCGAGAACGCUCUCUGGAGCUUGCAUUUCAUCAAUGAAACAAUAUCAAAGACAAAAAUCAUUCGCGCAAAAUAUGUUUGCAAGAGAAGCGUAGCGUUCCUCUUGCAUGGAAAUACCAAUUCAUUGACGAAAAGACGAGGUUCCGAAUGCAUCGAUUAUUUGUAUUCUUAACUGAUCUAACUGCAGACAUUUAUGGUACGCUCGAUACAUAAUGCGAUUGAAAGUAAGAAGCUCGAGUAAUGAGUAAUGAAAAAAAAUGAGAAUAAUGAGGAACAUUCUAUAAGAUUUCAUAAUCUUUAAUUAAAAGAGAUGCCAUAUAAUGAUAUGACCUCUCUGUAUUUAAAAUCUCCAAUUAUUCUUACGCCAUCCAUGUUUUAUCGGAGAUUUUGAUAUUUCUUGCCUUCGAUCAAAAAGGUGAGAAAAUUAAUAAGAAGAAAAAAUAUGUCAUUUGCAUACUGUAUUAUUAAGGAAGAUAUUCCAUAAAAUUAAAAGUUUUGAGAAGUUUGGGGCGCACAGGAGACGCUGAAAGAUUAAUGCGAAACUAGAGCGCAAGUGUUAGGGGUUACGAAGAGGAGAAAAAUGCUUUCAUAUGGGAGUUGUCGAGUAUCUUGCCGGUGCGUUGAGAGCCUCGCGCUCAGUUUGUUCCUCCUCCCAUGGGAAGAGGAUGUUGUUACGUGAUAUAUUUUUAUUCCUCAUAUUUUUUUAUCGUGACGAUAGGUUAGAGAGCGAGUAGAGAGUAGCAUACGAGCUGACGUGCCAAAGGAGAGAAUGUGUGUGUGUGUGUAUGUAUGUAUGUAUGUGAUGUGCGAGAAGUAGCGCGAAAGAGAAAGAAAUAGAAAAUACGAGGAAAAAGCCGAGAGAAUGAGGAGCUCCAGUAUCUUUCUUAAAGUCAAGCCACGAUAUUAUAGUAUACACAAAGCAAACUAUCGUCGCUCGAGGGAACUUUAGAGAGCUUCCACUUUUACGGCUUAUAUGUCUCCUAUUCAUCGUUAGACGAUCAUGCACGGUAUGUUGUCUCGUUAGCGAAUAGAAAAAAGCAAUCCGGAAUGAAUUAAGAAAUCGUACAAUAGCCUGCUAAUAAUGAGUCAACAAGUAAUUCGUUUUGAAUAUUAAUGCAAUUUGAGAGUUAGCAAAGAUGACCUUCCUACUCUCCCGCGUUAACGAGGAACUACCGUAUGAUAUUCUAAAGAUAGAGUGGAUUAGAGUGCGUAAUAAGAGAAUAUACAGGAGGGAGAAUAAUGUCGCGGAUAAAGUUUCUCGUAAGCUAAUCACGCGAGACGUAACGCGAGAGGUUUCGAAUAACUUUUCAAGGUCACGUGUCACUCGUUAAACCUUGAUCCGAACACGUUCUAAAUUCGUAACUUGAGUCCUCAAGGUGGAAUUGGAGCUUAUUUUUUUACGGAAAUGUAAAUUAUCAGUUAACUUCAUUGCGAGGGAUUGAUUUUUCAGUCAAUAUGAGCGCGAGCGUUUCAUUGUGUGAAAUGAAGAAAUGGUACUUAAUUGUUUGACAGUAAGCGAAAAUACACACAUUUUGCUCGCGUAUACUUACAAUUAGAUAUGAAUACUUACAAUUAGAUAUGAAAUAGAGUUGCCUAUUUGCCUCAAGGUAAGAUGUAAGAAUUCUUCAAUAAGAAUGUUAUUUUUCUUCCAAGACAUGGAUUGAUUUUCAGACUUAGUUGUAGCAAUAUCUCAAAUAAGCAGUUUCUAACUAACGUCAGACAAAUAUUUAAUUUUAAUUUAACCAAUUAUCAAGUUUUGUAGAAAAGAAAGAGAAUCAGAAAGAAAUGAAGAAUCAUUUGAAACAAGAAUAAACUUAAGAGAAGUAAUCGUACAACUUUAAUGAAUUCUUGGCUAAUAAAACAUAAAUUAUUUUAUUAACUCCGAUCAACAGUAACUGAUAUUUAUAUAAUUUGCUCUUAAAAUUAACUUCUUUACACAAUUAGAUAAUUAUACGUUUCGAAAUAACAUGAAUAUAUACUACUGAAUGUGUGUGAUCAAAAUCCAUUUGGAUAUACGCGAGACGAUAGCGAGCGCAGUCAAGACUUAGAAUACACUAACAUAUCACGUCUUGUCAUAGAGCAUAGUGAGACAUGUGUGAAGCUUCACGUUCAUGUGUGGACAAGCAUACUUAAGCAUUAAGCGCAAACAAGAGCACGGGCUGUGAGUAAUGCAUCUUUCGGCGGCUAAAAGAAUCAUGAUAAAAGAAGUUUAGGAGGACAGACUCAUGAUGACGAGCGGUAUAAUUAACGUUCUUUUCCUUUCGCGUUGCGCAAUCAAUCGCAAUCGAUCGAUACUUAUCCCUCGUCCAAAUUCUCCGAAUCCAUCCAACUGCUUUUUAAAGCUAUCCGACUUAUUACUUCGCAUUUAGCUUUGAUAAACUGUGUUAAAAUUUUCAACUGAACAUUGAUCUCAACUUUUUGGCGAUAGCAAAAUAAACUAUGUGUUCUCAUAUUUUUUUUAGUCAAUAUAAAUGUAAUGAAAAAAAUAUUAACAAAUGCGUCUUAAUUAAUUUAAUUUAUAUGGUUUGCUUUUCUUUUCAAGCGAGAAUAUCGUAAAUGCGAAGUGAUAAAGGGAUUUUCAGAAUUGCUUGAGACAGGAUUCAAUAGAUGUUUGCGUUAUACGAAGUGGCACAUGCAUGAAAAUUCCGAUCGAAAAAAUAUGAGAUAUGCGCGAAAUAUUGAAUAUGCGUUAGAUACGUUUCUUUUAUCACCGUUCCUGUGAUUAAACAUUCCGAUGCUGUUAUCCGAUAUGUAAAUAUGUAAUCAGUUCGUUUUGUUUUUGCGUAAUCUGACUUUAUCUCCUCGAACAUAAAAUGAAAAUCAUUUGAGUUAUUACUUAUUCUUUUGAAAUUGAAUAUAUAAAAGAGAUUUUUUUGUUAAAAAAUAUUAGGAAAUAUUGCGUACAUUCUUAAGAAAAGAAAUCGAUUAAGAGUUGUGAAAAAAAAUGAUUUUUAAAAUUGCAUUAAAUAAGAAAAAAGAGAAAAAAAUAAAACUAUACAUACAUAACAAUUGUUGCUUUUUUGUUGUUUUUUUUAUUUGCCUAUCCUGUUUUAGUCUUGAAAUUUAUUAUUAUUUAAUAUCAAAGUUAAAUUCAAUACAGAAAUAGUAUAAAAAAGAAAAACUUGAUAAAUAAUGAAUAAAAAUACAAAAUAUAAAAUAAUUUUGUGUUUCGAUAAAAGACAGGUAACUUUAAACAGAAUAAAAAAAAGUCCGAGGAGGAUAAUUCAGAAUAAAUCAUAGCUAAGAUGUAAUUUUGUUGAGAGAUUUUAUAAGAAUUAGCUUGAAUAUUCUUUGUCUCGCGACUUAAUAAUAAUUUGUUACCGAACGAAAAUGAAAAACAAGCAGAAGUGAACGUGCAAAGGAAAAACGGUUCGAGAUAAUAUUUCAGUGUAGCUUAAAGAAAACGUUGUAUCAUAUAAUAUUACUAUUAUCGAAUAAUUAAGAAUACCUAAGAUAAUUUAAGACAGAGAAAAUAAUACAACGUGCUCCCGAAAAAGAAAUAUAAGUCACAAUUUACAGGAGUUAAAUUUCAUCGAUAUAUUAACUUAUAAUUAUUAUUAUAAUCAAAACAAAAUAUAAUUAUAAAAUAUAUAUUGUUAUAUUUUAUUCAGUAUACUAACAAAAUCUCAAAUAUAUACUUUAUUAAAUUAAAUUAUUGAAACUAUCGUAACUAUAUAAAAAAAUCAGAGUAUUAUUUAUUCCGUUAUAUUAUUAUUUAUAUAUUUUUUUUUUUAAUUAUACUCUAUUUCUCGAGCACAUUAUGCAUGAUGUGUCGCGUAAAAAUAGCCUGAUUGCUUUAUUUGAGUGUGUAUAACAAAAAAAAGGUUUCUUAUUUUUCGAGAAUCGCAAUUGAAUUAAGUUUUUUUUUUUUGUAUAUUUUAAGAAUAUAUGACCGAAUUAAUUUACGUGACACACUCUCUGUAUUGUGAAUACGCUAGGCAAAUUUGGUGCGUUUGAUUGCCGUACGAGAGUUUCGUAGGAUACGAUCAUCCUGUUCUCUUGCAUUUUUGCGAUUUUGAGAGUUCCCAUCGAGAAGACGAGAUUUUAUACGUAUUACUUUACAUCUUGUACAUGCAUUUGUUUUGCGCACAUACGGAAUAUUUUAGAAGGAUAAUUUAUCGAGAGAGAAAGAGAGCGAGAGAUAGAGAUUAUUCUUUUACGAUAAUAGAGAGAGUUAUGUAGUUUUAUGCGAUAAAUUUAUUAUUAUUGUAUUGUUAUUGUUACGCUAGAUUGAUAAGAAAUCGUUUAGCGUGGAGUGCAAUUAUUUUUUAAUAUUUGUCUUUAUCGCGAAAUUGUGGUUCUCGUACGGCAUGUUCGAUAUUAAACACCAAUUUCAGCAGAGACGAGGAGAUAGUGAUUAGAGAUAUAAGUAUUGCAUAUAAGGAGUAGUGAUUAAGUAUUUAUAUGAGAAGGUAAGCGACAGAAUGUAUGAGAGAAAAAAUGGCGUUUGUAAUACAGAGUGUAAUGUAUUACAUAUACAAUAUGUACACGCCGUCUGCCGACGCUUUUAAUUAGCGGCAGCAUUAUAUAUAUACAUAUAUUGCCAUCGAUAAUUAAGCGUCAAGGAAUCUUCAAAGCGCGGACACGAGGACUUUUCAUAUUACUAAUCGUAGAUUGGAUUGUUGACGCGAGAUGAGAAAAUAUUCUACGAAUAUUUCGAGAAAAAAAUCUGUCAUUACGAAUUUUAUAAAAGCGCGUUUGUAUAAUAUUACAUAACUAUAUAUAGCAAGGAAUUUGUGCAAAUCUGUACAUAUAUAUCCACCGAAAUUCUGAGAUUUUUCCAAAUAUUUUUAGAAUUCUUUGGAGGAAUUUGUAUUUGAAUAUUCCUCAGAAUUAUUUCAAAAUAUUUCAAAAAUUCUCAGAAUAUUUUCUAAUCAUUCUUAUAGUUAUAAUAUUAGGAAACUUUAUAGAAAUACUAUCCAUCUUUCUCCCUCGUUAGAGAAAAAUUUCUUCUCUAGAUGUGCUUGUUUCGCGUCACUAGUCCGAAAGGGAUGAUUGAGAUAGAUCCUUCGAUUGAAAAAAAAGGAUCUAUCGUUCAAAAGUAACCAUUUUCGAUUUUUAUAAAUCAAAAAAUUAAAAAGAUAAAAAAUUAUGAGAUAUAUAUAUAUAUAUAUAUAUAUAUAUAUAUAUAUAUAUAUUAUAUAUGACGACAUAUAAAUUGGCUAAGGAAAAAUUAUCUAAAAAAGUAAUGCAAAUAAACACAUAAAGUAUGGAGAUUAUCCUCGUGUACGUAAUAUUUGCUUCUUCUCAACUUACCGGAACAUUUGAGAGACUAUCUUCCUUCUCACAAUUUACAUUCGUGAUGUAUUGGAACAAUAAAUUUCUGUUAAAGCAUA
Messenger RNA from Cataglyphis hispanica, 8013 nucleotides. RefSeq names its product beta-1,4-N-acetylgalactosaminyltransferase bre-4-like. Gene Ontology annotation, biological process: carbohydrate metabolic process; glycosphingolipid biosynthetic process. Gene Ontology annotation, molecular function: N-acetyl-beta-glucosaminyl-derivative 4-beta-N-acetylgalactosaminyltransferase activity. The record is from RefSeq and is a predicted model, not a curated record. Lineage: Eukaryota; Metazoa; Arthropoda; Insecta; Hymenoptera; Formicidae. The coding region runs from base 1406 to 2605 and encodes 399 amino acids. The transcript has 9 exons.